Messenger RNA from Brienomyrus brachyistius, 960 nucleotides. RefSeq names its product CDGSH iron sulfur domain 1 (gene cisd1). Gene Ontology annotation, cellular component: intracellular membrane-bounded organelle; mitochondrial outer membrane. Bases 116 to 436 code for a protein of 106 amino acids. Gene Ontology annotation, molecular function: 2 iron, 2 sulfur cluster binding. Lineage: Eukaryota; Metazoa; Chordata; Actinopteri; Osteoglossiformes; Mormyridae. The transcript is spliced from 3 exons. Gene Ontology annotation, biological process: regulation of autophagy. The record is from RefSeq and is a predicted model, not a curated record.
CCGCAUUUGGGUCACGUGAUACCUGGCGUAUGCGGAUGCGUCUUUCCGCGAGCCGCUGACCUUACUCACUGUCAGGAUAAAAGGGUGAUCAACUAAGUUGAACAUUACCGGAAAAAUGUGCUCACAUUCUAUGUCGAAAGCUGAAUGGAUCGCAGCAAUCUCCUUGGCAGCUGGAACUACAGCUGUGGGUAUCCUGGUCUACAAGACCUUCUUCUCUAAAGACAAGUGCUGCAAAUCCAAGGUAAACUUGGAUCUGCAGAAGGACAACCCCAAAGUGGUACACGCCUUUGACAUAGAGGAUCUCGGGGAUAAGGCUGUGUACUGUCGAUGCUGGAGGUCAAAGAAGUUUCCAUUGUGUGAUGGUUCCCAUACAAAACACAAUGAAGAGACUGGUGAUAAUGUCGGCCCUCUCAUAAUCAAGAGGAAAGAGGCUUGAAGAUCCACCUGUAUCGGAAGAACGCUGCUGCAGAUGUUGGGUUUUGUUGCUUGCCCAAAGUGUGUGGUUUUUCUGGGUUUUUUUCUUCUUUGUUAAUACACUAUGACUGUCAAGCUGUUCUACGGAUUGUGUCAUUAAUAUCCGGCUAAUGUGUGAACAUUAUAUCAGUGCAUCACAUGAGGUGUGUCAAUUGUUUUGUUGGGUAUGUUUUGUUCAUAGGUGGGAAAUCUGUAUGUGUUUAGUUACAGUACCUUUUACUCAAAACAUAAAACCAUAUACACUAAGGCGAAAUGUUGAAUAAAUGCCUACUUGACUGAGAAUAUCACUGAUAGUCGCUUAACCUAUUAACCAUAUUAUUCUGUGCUACUCUGCAUCUACACUGGCCUUCAUUUCAUUGAUCAGCCGACUAGCCGAACUGAUCUCGUCGCUAAUGUGAAAUUUCAGAUUAGGAAAAAAUGUAAUGAACCAGGAAUUGUAACACUCAUCCCCUUUUUGAUAUAUUAAAAAGGCAGUUUUCGAAUUAA